Molecule: messenger RNA, 1888 nt
Organism: Helobdella robusta
Lineage: Eukaryota; Metazoa; Annelida; Clitellata; Rhynchobdellida; Glossiphoniidae
Exons: 13
Biological process (GO): regulation of DNA-templated transcription
Cellular component (GO): nucleus; chromatin
Molecular function (GO): histone H3K36 methyltransferase activity; protein binding
Source: RefSeq, a predicted model, not a curated record
AUGACGACGACGGCUUUGAAGUGUAAUGUGAAUAACUGCUCGUUUUAUUAUCACGUUAACUGUCUGAAGACGUUAAAGUAUGGGAAGUGUGAGAAGAGGUCGCUGACGUGUUCGCAUCACACGUGUGCCUCUUGUGCUGCCGAUGCUGAGAAGAUGGGCAUGGCCGAAAGAGGUAAAAUGCUAAAGUGCAUAGUCUGCCCGAAUGCCUACCACACUGGUGAUCUGUGCAUAGCGGCUGGCAGCAGGAUACUUUCAAAUGGCUGGAUAAUUUGUGGGGACCAUCACCAGAUGUCAGAUAACAAGAGGAAGCACCAGGAACAUGUUAAUGUUGCUUGGUGCUUCUCUUGUGGGGAAGGUGGUUCUUUGGUCUGCUGUGAGAACUGUCCUGCUUCAUUUCAUCCAGCAUGCUGUGAAACUCCUCCAUCUGAAGAAGAAAAAUGGAUUUGUGAGUUGUGUCUCGAUGGUAAGAGGCCUCUCUAUGGCGAGAUUGUUUGGUGCAAGGCAGGAAUAUACAGAUGGUGGCCCGGAGAGAUAUGCCACCCCCGAAACGUGCCCACCAACAUCCAGAACAUAGCCCACGGUAUCGGGGAUUUCCCAGUUCGAUUUUUUGGGUCGUACGAUUAUUUAUGGACACACAAGGGCAGAGUUUUCAGUUUUCAGGAGGGAGAUAAGAAGGGAGCUAAGAGAGGGAGUUCAAAGUCUUUUGUUGAAGUUUUCAGUAAAGCUCUCGAUGAGGCAGACGUUGCGGCCCGGAUAUAUUACGACGAGAGGAACAAGAAAGAUUUGAAGGUGUAUGAUAAGAAGCCAGGCCCUUACAAGCAUGUCAAGUCCAACGUCCCGAUCGGGAAGGUGGAAAUCUUCAAAGUCCCACUGACUGAGAUCCCUAGGUGCCAAUGCAGUCCAGAGAUGCCCAGUCCGUGCGGUCCCGAUUCCGACUGCAUAAACAGGCUGAUGAUGUACGAGUGUGAUGUUGCCGUCUGCCCUGCUGGGGAGAUGUGCCUCAACCGGGCCAUCCAGUCCAGGUGGGAUGUGGAUACUGAGUACUUCAGGACCGCCGAUAACAGGGGCUGGGGGCUGAGAACCAAGAUCGACAUUAAAAAGGGCCAGUUCAUCCACGAGUAUGUAGGUGACCUGAUAGAUGAGGAGGAAUGCAAGGAGAGGCUGAGAAGGGCCAAGGAAUCCAACGUAACCAACUUCUACAUGCUAACCCUUGAUAAGAACAGAAUCAUAGAUGCAGGACCAAAAGGCAACAACUCUCGUUUUAUGAACCACAGUUGCCAGCCAAAUUGUGAAACUCAAAAGUGGAAUGUUAACGGAGAUGUGAGGGUUGGACUGUUCGCUAUGAGGUUCAUUGAAGCUGGUGAGGAGCUAACAUUCAACUACAACUUUGAUUGCCUGGGUGAUAAGAAGACCAUAUGCCACUGUGGGAUGCCUGUCUGUAGUGGUUUCCUUGGUGAGAGGCCAAAGUCGACCAGCACGGAGGCAGAGAGGACAUUGAUAACAAAGAAGAAGAAGAGGAGAGCUCGAAACGUUACAAAGGACUUGAUAGUUCACGAGGACCUCUGCUUCAGGUGCGGUCUCGGGGGAGAGCUGGUGCUUUGUGAUAAGACAGGCUGCACUAAAUCAUAUCAUCUUGAUUGCCUCAAUCUCAAUCACUUGCCCAGAGGAAAAUGGAUAUGUCCCUGGCACCUGUGCAACGAGGAAAACUGUGGCAAGUGGUCCUCCCAACUCUGCAGUAUGUGCCCGAAUUCGUUCUGCUCGAGACACACGGAGGGUAACAUCAUAGUACUGGCCACUGGUCGAAUCGUCUGCGAUGACCACCCACCUUCCUGCCCUCAACUGCAGUACCUCCUGUCAAAAGAUUGGGAAGAAUUGAAGAGUAGAGACA